AUGCCCGCCACCUCACAGCCAGCCGGAUGGCGUCAGCCCGUAGAUCAGGAUAGCGGCGCAGACGCCGUCGGGAAUCCAGACGAUGACGUCCAGGCGACCGGUGGUAGCGGCAGCAGCAGCAGCAGCAGCAGCAGCAGCAGCAACCGUGACGGCCUCCCCCUGAGCCCCGGCUCCGCCGUCACAACGCCGCCGUACUGGACCGCCAACAAGUCAGAUAACAACGGCCACCAGCGCACGCCUUCGAAUCAGUCGUCCGACUCUCUGCCCGCCGGGGCCAUCACGCUUCGCGACAAUGAGACGCUCGAGGAUGACGAUCGGAACACGGCUUGCUGGGCAAGGAGCGUCGAGAUUGUCGACCAUAUCGUUGUCGGUGGGAGUACCAUCUCCAACAUCGGAGCCUUUGUCGUCUGGAUCAUCAGGGUCGAGACGUUGACGGGAAGCUACAUGAAUAUUCGCAAACGAUACUCGGAAUUCGACGACUUCCGCCACCGCCUCAUCGUCACGUUUCCCAACUUUGAGACUACCAUCCCGUCAUUGCCGCCAAAGAGCGUCAUAUCAAAGUUUCAACCACGAUUCCUGGAGAGGAGGCGUGCUGCUGUAUAUUACUGA
This is a messenger RNA of Geosmithia morbida, 609 nucleotides long. Its product is annotated as PX protein. NCBI's taxonomy places the organism in Eukaryota, Fungi, Ascomycota, Sordariomycetes, Hypocreales, Bionectriaceae. Gene Ontology annotation, molecular function: phosphatidylinositol binding. Gene Ontology annotation, cellular component: phagophore assembly site. The transcript is spliced from 3 exons. Gene Ontology annotation, biological process: autophagy; cytoplasm to vacuole targeting by the Cvt pathway. The record is from RefSeq and is a predicted model, not a curated record. Bases 1 to 609 code for a protein of 202 amino acids.